AUCGAAUAGCAGAAUAAGUGCAAGAUUUUGUCUUCAGUUGUUUUUCAAUCUGAGGGACUACAGUUUGUGUCGCCUCAGUCUCAUUAAGUAAUUUUCUGGUACAUUAAUAAAAGUUGUCGUCACAGCAGCUUUGCAGCCCUAGUAUCGAUAGAUCGCAGAGGCACGCGUCUGCCAGCACUGGCUAAUAGAAUUCGAGAAGUUGCACGUGGCUUUCGGGUAGAAAGAAUUCUGUGAAUUCAAAACGCUAAAAUGGGUACCUACGUUGAUGGUUAUAAAAAUCCACUCGACUCUAAUGCUCAAAAACAGGACGUGGAAUGUGGCCAAGAGUCAGUGGCGGAAAUGACCAAGGAAUUGGCCAGUCUGCUAGCGAAGCAGCAUCUUUUAACCACGGCACAGAACUUACUACCAUCUCUAAUGAACUCCUUAGCUGCAGUGUGCAAAUCCGACGGGGCAUUGCGCAAAGCUGCCAAGAAUUUCAAGGCAGUCUUCGAGGAGAACAUUGAUCUUGACAAACACCUUGAGCCGGCUUAUUCCGCGCUGAUACUGCGCGCCAAUCCUGUGGCCAUCGAGGACUCUGUGACGAGACGACGGGCCUCCAAGUUAAAAUGCGCCACAUCGAUGCGCAACAUUAUGAUCAAAUCUGUAGUCUACGCAGGCAUAAGAAGCGAAUAUCUGCAACAAAAGCUUCUGAUGCAGCAGGAGGAGCUGCCAACGAGCACACUGAGUGCUGCUGAGAUGUUGGAAAUACUAGGAAUCUUACCCACCCCUAAGAAGAAGUCAAAAGUUCAGCAGGUAGUAAAAGGAGUUCCCAAGAGAAAGAAAAAUCGUUGUUAGAAUGCGCUGCAAGAAAGAGCAUUAUUUUGGGCAUUCAAUUCAAGUUUAUUUAAAUUUGAUUUGAUUCUACAAUAGCAUAUGGAAGAUAUGGAAGUGAGACCUUAAGUUCUUCUUCUUUGAACAGAACAAAUAUACAUCCAAAAGAAAAAGUGCAACCCUCUUUUAGCAAAUAACUUUUCAUGGAAACAAACGGCAACACUCUGGCGACAAUUAAAAGGCAAAUCUGCAAUUGUUUAAACUUUAAACCCCGUGACCACAAGCCCUGAC
Molecule: messenger RNA, 1101 nt
Organism: Drosophila obscura
Lineage: Eukaryota; Metazoa; Arthropoda; Insecta; Diptera; Drosophilidae
Exons: 4
Coding region: 250-834 (194 amino acids)
Source: RefSeq, a predicted model, not a curated record